AUGGAACAGUUCGAGUUCCACCCCGCAACAUCGGCGACCCGCGCCUGGACGCCCCUCGAGCCCGGCAUCGAUGAGAUGCUCCUCAACGCCGACCCCGCCACCGGCCGCCGCACCCUCCUCCAGCGCUGGCAACCUGGCGCCGCUAACCGCCAGCUCUCCGCCUUCGUCCAUGACUACGUCGAAGAGAUCUACCUCGCCGACGGCGACCUCGCUGACGUGCGCCUCGGCCGCCGGUGGGAACGCGGCGCCUACGCGUACCGGAAGCCCGGCAUGAAGCACGGACCCUUCCGGAGCGAGGCGGGCUGUAUGAUGUUCAUCUUGUGUAUUCCCGUGGACGAGGUCGGUAGGGAGGUCAAGGAUCAGUGA
Colletotrichum higginsianum IMI 349063 is the source of this 366-nucleotide messenger RNA. RefSeq names its product Cupin 2 domain-containing protein. NCBI's taxonomy places the organism in Eukaryota, Fungi, Ascomycota, Sordariomycetes, Glomerellales, Glomerellaceae. The record is from RefSeq and is a predicted model, not a curated record. The coding region runs from base 1 to 366 and encodes 121 amino acids. The transcript has a single exon.